CCUGCAGUAACCCUGUGCUGCGGCGCUGCCGCCUGGCCAGCAGGGGGCGGUGUUGCUUCACGCUUUCCAUUUGACGUAGGAAGUGGGAGGAUUGGCGCGAGCUCCAAACGAAUUUUGAAUUCCUGUUGCUUCAGACCGUUUGUGGCCGGCGGACCGAGCAGCUUUUGUUUUUAGGGGCUCAAAUCGUGGAUUACGGGACAGCAGCCGCCGCCGGGAUGUCUUGGGACUUUUUUGUACCGGUGUACGUGGGGGACCUGGUGAAGACAGGAGGGAUCAAUCAGUACGUCGUUCAAGACGUGGUCUCCCCAAAACAUCUGCCAUCCAGUCUCAGUAGAUUCAAGGCAGCCUUGAGAAGCCAGGGUCCUGUGUGUAUAUUGGAACACUUUGACACAGGCUACAGUGUGCUACAGCACUACAAUUCAGUGGAUCUGGCUGUGAAAGAAGAUGCUCUGGAAUUGUUGAUACAAGUGGUCAGUGGCCUGUCCACUUCUCUCCCGGCACUCCUGGUCUCCACUACCCUGUCAGCAGCAGAGCGCAAAGAGAAACUUAAUGCAGUCAAAAUGAGUGUCUUCUUGCUCUGCAAACUCACAGAGAGCCUCGAGAGUGAGUCAUAUAGACAAAGCAUUGUCACAGCACCUGGGAAGAGUGGUAAAAAAGGAAAAAGUAGUGAAGGACUGCAGCAAUGGGACUCGGAGAGAGAGACGGUACUCCAAGCCCUCGUGCAGCUCCUUCAGCUGGAUAUCCGUUCCCUCUGGAACCUUUCACUGGUUGAAGAAGAGUUCAUCAGCUGUGUGAGCUGCUGCUGCUACAAGCUCCUUGAAAACCCAACUAUCGGCCACGUAAAGAGCAAACCCACCAGAGACAGCAUCAUCCACCUGCUGGGGUUACUUAUCAAGAAGUACAACCACCUCUUGGGCGCGAGUGUGAAAGUGAUCCAGCUGUUGCAGCACUUUGAGCAGUUGUCAUCCGUGUUUGCUCAAGCUGUGUCUGUGUGGAGCACCGAAUAUGGAAUGAGAGCGAUCAUCGGAGAAGUAAUCAGAGAGAUUGGGCAGAAGUCGAGUGAGGAGCUUGCCAGAGAGGGGUCAGGGGUCAAGUCUUUUGCCACCUUCCUUUCAGAACUCGGCACCCUUGUGCCCGAACUAAUGAUCCCCUACAUUAGUGUCCUCAUCACACAUUUGGAAGGAGAGAGCCAUUCGAUGCGUGUCGCCGUCUGUGAGGUGCUGGGAGAGAUCCUGGUGCGGGUCCUGUGUGGCGACGGGCUCGACGAGACGGGUAAAGCAGACCGCGAUCGCUUCUUCGACACGCUGCAGGAGCACCUGCACGACACGCAUUCUCACGUCAGAGCGCGCGUGCUGCAGGUCUACACACGCAUCGUCAACAGCAAAGCUCUGCCUCUCACUAAGUAUAGUGAAGUGAUGGAGCUCGCUGUCGGCCGGCUGAUGGACAAAUCUAUAAAUGCGGUGAAGAGCGCAAUCCAGCUGCUGGCAGCCUUCAUAGCACACAAUCCUUACAGCUGCAAGCUCAGCAGUGCAGACCUGAAGAAACCGCUGGAGAAAGAGACGGCGAAACUCAGAGAAAUGAAAGAAAAAUUAGGGGGGCAAAGACCAGUGGCCGUGAUCAAAGCCUCUGAGCUGUGGGCAGCCAUGGAGCCUGAGCUCCUUGUUACUGUCAGGACAGAGCUUGAGCCCACAGGUGACGCUGAGGAAGAGCAGCACGAGGAUGAGGAGGACGGGGAUGUGGAGGAAGAGGAGGCAGAGGAUCCCCGAGCAACCGCAGUGAAGAUUGCUCAGUACCUCCGUGUCAACAAAUACAGGAAUGCCGUUAAGCUUUGUAUUAGAGCUCACAGCAGCUUCCCAGAGUCGGAGAUGUUUUCCUCUCUGUCCACACUCACCUCGGGGAAUCUAAUGGACACUCUGGCUCUGAUUUUUAAAGGCUCUGAUGAGGAUGCCUCCGAAGUGAGCCAGAAUCUACCGCCGACGCCACAGAAAGAAGGUGAGAAGGAAGCCGACGGCGAGCUGAAGAAGCAGGAGAUGUUGGUGCAGUACCUGAAAGACACGGAAACCUUCGCCUUACAAGUGGAGAGAGCGAUCUCUGUCAUCAACACCAUGCUCUACUGGAAAACAACCUCAGUGGUCCAGGAGGCGGUGCAGUUCUGUGUGACUGUGUGCGAGUUCAGUGUUGCGAACUCGGUCAGCGGAGUGAGGAGAAUGCUUCCUUUGGUCUGGUCCACUGACGCCGCCAUUAAAGACGCUGUCGUUCAGGCCUACAGACGCCUGUAUCUGAACCCUCAAGGAGACACCGUCAGGGUGAAAGCCCAGACUCUGGUCGACAGCCUCUCUGAGCUGAUAGUGGACGCCUCCCUGGGAACAAUACAAUGCCUUGAAGAAAUUGUGCAGGAGUUCUUCAGCAGUUCCAGCAGCCUCCAGUCCACGGUAAUCCAGGUGUUGUGGGAGAGAUUUACCGGUAAACGGGAAACCUCGGGACUGAACAAACGAGCUGCAGUGCUACUGCUGGGCAUGGCUGCACGGGCGGAGAGGGAGGUGGUGCUCAGCAAUCUGGACACUCUUUGUUCAGUGGCUCUGGGAGAAAAAGUGACUGAAGACUUCCUUCUGGCCAGAGACACAGUUAUCACCAUCUGCAGCAUCACUGACCAUGUCAGGCAGUCAAAAAGCGCCCCGUUCAGACUGCCUCAGGACCACCAGCUGUUCACGUGCCUCACUCAGGCCAUCGCUGAAGGUGUUGUGAUGGAAGACCCUUACUGGCAAAGCUUCAUGGAGCAGGCGGUCCGUCUCGUCUACUUCCUGGCUGAGUCCCCCGACCAGCUGUGCUCGCGGCUGCUGCAGCGGAGCGCUCGACUCCUACUGGAUCAGAUUGCAGAAGGUGGCGAAGUCAAUCGGGAUGUUGGCCAAACACAAGAUGGAUCCCAAGAGUCCAGCGAACAGGGGGAACAAGUGAGCUGUGUGUGUCUGGCCCAGCUGCUGGCUCUGUGCGGCUGCGUGGCGUUCUGGCAGGUGUCUCACCUCGAGCGCAGCGUGAGCGCCGAGCUGCGGAGGAGGAGAGGAGAGACGGAGGAGAGGGAAGAAAAAGAGAAGGGACCAGGAAGUAAAGCAAAGCAAGCGGCCAAUGAGAGCACCAUGGAGGAGGAACUGGGGUUAAUCGGCGCCUCUGCUGAAGAUACAGAAGCCGAGCUCAUAAGAAAGAUCUGCGAGACAGAAUUGCUGGCAGAGGAGAACCUGCUGAGUGCAUUCCUUCCCUUGCUGGUGAGAGUCUGCAGCUCACCAGGACGUUACUCCCACCCUCAGCUCACCACGGCUGCCUGCCUGGCCCUCUCUCAGUACAUGAUGAUCAGCCCUUCGGCUUGUGAAGAGAACAUCCGUCUCAUGUUCACGGUGCUGGAGCGCUCCGCUCUGCCUGUGGUCCGAGCCAAUGCCAUCAUCGCCCUCGGAGACCUGACUGUACGUUUCCCUAAUAUUUUGGAGCCCUGGACGCAGAACCUCUACGCCAGGCUGAGCGACGAAGUUCCCUCAGUGCGGCAGACAGCCGUGACAGUCCUCACCCAGCUGGUGCUUAAGGACGUGCUCAAGGUCAAAGGUCAAGUCAGCGAGGUGGCCGUGCUGCUGAUUGACCCCGAGCCGCACAUCACCAGCCUGGCCCUGAACUUCUUCAACGAGCUGGCCGCAAAGGACAACGCCAUCUACAACCUGCUGCCAGACAUCAUCAGCCGCCUGUCCGACCCGGAGAGAGGCAUGAGCUCCGAGGACUUCAACACCAUCAUGAAACAACUGUUCUCCUACAUCACCAAAGAGAGACAGACGGAGUCUCUGGUAGAGAAACUGUGUCAGCGCUUCAGGACUGCCAAGACGGAGCGCCAGUGGUGCGACCUGGCCAUGUCCCUGUCUCUGCUGUCCAUGUGCGAGCGAGGCUUCAAGAGGCUGCAGGAAUGCUGGGAGUGCUACAGCGACAAGCUGACCGAGCCAGGCGUCUACCAGCCUCUGCUCUCCAUCACCGCCAAGCUCCGCCGGGGAGCCAAGCCACAGUUUAAGGGUCAAGUGGACGAGUUUGAGAAGCGUCUCACUGCAGUCCACACUCGAGGGCUGGAGAACGUCGAAAGCCCCGAGAUGGACGAGGAGAACCAGAAGGCAGGAAGCUCCACCGAGAAGACGGCCAUGCGGACGCCGCUGCCCACCCGAGGCCGGCAGAAGUCAAAGAGAGGCCAGUCUAAGGCGUCGGUUUCCAGCCAGGGAGACGACAGUUUUGUGACGCCUCGGAAAACUCGCAAGUCCAAGAAGCCUGUGAUCACCUUCAGCAGCGAUGAAGACGAGGACGAAGAGGAUGCCGUGAUGGCCGAGAGCGAGACGCCUAAAGUGACGACACCCAUCGCACGCACGUCCCGAAGAGCGCGCCUCAGGAACUGAUUUUUUUUUUUUUACUUUAUUUUUAAUAUUUUUCUUCUUUUUUUUUUAAUGCUUUUACUUCAUUUAUGCUUGUUUUUUUAAGUGUUAGUACUUAGCA
This is a messenger RNA of Salarias fasciatus (jewelled blenny), 4512 nucleotides long. It is a transcript of the gene ncapd2, whose product is annotated as non-SMC condensin I complex, subunit D2. The transcript has 32 exons. The record is from RefSeq and is a predicted model, not a curated record. Gene Ontology annotation, cellular component: condensed chromosome, centromeric region; nucleus; condensin complex. The coding region runs from base 216 to 4415 and encodes 1399 amino acids. Gene Ontology annotation, molecular function: histone binding. Gene Ontology annotation, biological process: mitotic chromosome condensation; mitotic cell cycle; meiotic chromosome condensation. NCBI's taxonomy places the organism in Eukaryota, Metazoa, Chordata, Actinopteri, Blenniiformes, Blenniidae.